GGCGCGUGCAGAAGGUGACGCCAAUUAUGGGUCGUCCAAAGGUUAGACAGUCUCAUUUCAGUUCUCUUCGCGAACUUCUGAGGCUGCCACCUUGAAAGACCGAGUGCUCAUCUUUAAGGUCCCAUGCUUAUAAGGUCACAGCCCUUGAAUUGGGACACAGCUUUUGGCUCCAUUGUCAAUGAAGCCUGUCUUCUUUUUCACUUUUAAUGGCGGUUGGCAUCUAGCUUAGGUGCAUUAGCGCCCCCUCUGCUCCAGAGGGUGGAUCUACUACACUCUUUCCCUUACUCCUGGGGCCUUAUUUAUAAAGCAUGCGUACGCACAGAUUUGAUCGUAAAAUGUGCGUACGCAAAAAUCCAUGGCAAAGUCCAUAUUUAUAAAAAUUGUCUUUGACGUGGAAAUGUGCUUAGCGCCACAUCAGGGUCUGAGCAGACGUAUGCACUUUUGCUUGUCCGAUUGCUGCAGGUUUUUGGAAAAUAAGCAAUUUUUGCUUUUUGAAUUUGGGUUUAAACAUUAACAAGAGCUCUCUCUUUUAUAUGUCUGACAUUAAUUACGCAUCGUUUAAAGGCGGAGAUCUGAAACUGCUCGGCUGUGCGCACAAGUUCAAGUUCAUUUGCGAUUUAUAGAUUUGAAAGGGGUACGCGCGUUUUCUGUACGUACGUUCUGUUUAUGAAUCACACGUACGCAUUUUUGUUAAAUGAUCGUAAGAUCAAAUGUAGGAUGGUUUUUACUCAGCAUUUUAUAAAUGAGGCCCCUGGUCUCAUCAAUUUCUAUUUUUGCCAUAAAAUAUUUCACUGCCAUUGUUUUGUCUCAAGAUGCACACCAGUAAUGUAUUUUGUAAGUUAUAUUAAAAAAAAUCCUUCUUAAAUGUCCUAAUAUAAAUAAGACCUUGUCCUGGAUUAAUCUAAAUUCUAUCUGGGUAACCACACCUAAUAUUUUAACAUUGUUGUUACAUAAAACCAUUUGUUUAUUUUAUGCACAUUAUACAUUAUUUGAACCAAUUAUUAUUGAGAGAGACGCAAGAGAGUGGCAACACUGUUCGGAGCUCCGUCGAGUUCAUCAUCUAAAUCUUAUUUUCUUACUAUCUUGUUUCUAUCUAUAUAAUAUAACUUACUUACUAGUUCAUCUUAGGAAUACUUUACCGUGACGAUUAUUCAACAGUAUCAAUAAGUGAAACGAUUUAUCACUGGUAAACACCCAGUAUUAGCAUAUAGCCCGCUAGCAUCAACAAACGGGACAACGCUGCUCCGUGCAUUGAAGCUCCGUCGAGUUCAUCUUCUAAAUCCUAUUUUCUUACUAUCUUGUUCCUAUCUAUAUAAUAUAACGUACAAGUUUAUCUUAGGAAUACUUUACCGUGACGAUUAUUGAACAGUAUUAAUAAGUAAAACGAUCCAUCACUAGUAAACACCUAGUGUUAGCAUAUAGCCUGCUAGCAUCAACAAACGUGCCGGCUGAAGUUAGCACUUGCUCACUGUCUGUUUACUGUAAAUCUGCCUUCCUUUUCGAUCUAAUGGCGGACUCAUCCGAUGUAUGUUUUUUCAGACCUUUCCUCACCAGAACGGAAAGCUGUGGAGGAGUUGUGGCCCAGCAUUCGCACCAGGCGGUACAGCGUGCCUCACAUCACCCUGGCUCCAGACACCCGGAGACGACCGAGGCAUGCAACGAGCGAGCACCCAUCUUGAUGCAGCUUCACGGACCGCGUUCGGGCGAACAGAGACGCCAUCGCCCAGCAUGAAAAUGGUAAGACUCCGCUUGUCAUUGUAACCUGCACUACUUGCCACAUGUACAGUUUAGCUUCUUCCGUCAGCAUAGAGGGGUUUACAUGUGCUAAGUGUAUUGAAGUAGUAAGGCUGACGGAGAAUGUUGCAGAACUAGAAGCCCGCAUCCGAACGCUAGUUGAGGACAGUAAGACCGCUAAUGUUAAUGUUACAAACACUGUUUCGGGUGCGCCUAGUGUUAAGCGUAAUACACAUGGCUCGGUUCCGACUUCAAAGUCAAGGCGGCUGACUAACUGGGUGACUGUCAGGCGGCAUAGUCACAUUCGGCACCCAAAUCACGUUCCUGUUUUAAUAUCAAACAGAUUUUCUCCACUCAGCAAUACACCGGCUGAGACGUCUGUUAAAGGUGCCCUGGUUAUUGGAGAUUCUAUACUCAGGAACGUUUGCAUUGAGGCACCAGCCACCAUAGUCGAUUGUAUACCGGGAGCCAGAGCGUCUGACAUUAGAUCCAAACUUAAAGUGCUGGCUAAUGCUAAACGUAAGUUUUCUAAGAUUGUUAUUCACGCUGGCACGAAUGACACCAGACUCCGCCAGUCGGAGAUCACCAAAGAUACUAUUAAAGAGGUGUGUGAAAUUGCAAAAACAAUGUCAGACAAUGUAAUUUGCUCUGGUCCCCUCCCCGCCUACCGGGGGGAUGAAACUUACAGUAGAUUAGUGUCUCUUCAUGGCUGGAUGUCAAAGUGGUGCCCUCAGCAUAACGUAGGGUUUAUAGACAAUUGGAAGCAUUUCCGGGGAAGACCUGACCUGCUAAAGAGAGAUGCCCUCCAUCCUUCUCCAGAAGGAAGUGCUAUACUCUCUAGAAAUCUGACCAAUAGUCUUACUUUUGAUAUUGUCUGACUAUCCAGGGCCCAGGUCAGGAAACAGACAGAUCGGCUUACCCAUCAGUCUGUUAGCUGCCUUGACAUGUCAAGAUCACAUAUAUCCCAGCACAUAGAGCCUUUUUUUACCAGAGUACCAACACAUCUCGACUGUGUCUGUUCCUCGAACAAAUAAAUACAGAGCACCGUUUACCUCGUCUCGUACAAAUCUUAUAAACAUAAAAU
Messenger RNA from Misgurnus anguillicaudatus (oriental weatherfish), 2818 nucleotides. NCBI's taxonomy places the organism in Eukaryota, Metazoa, Chordata, Actinopteri, Cypriniformes, Cobitidae. The record is from RefSeq and is a predicted model, not a curated record.